Molecule: messenger RNA, 423 nt
Organism: Sorghum bicolor (sorghum)
Lineage: Eukaryota; Viridiplantae; Streptophyta; Magnoliopsida; Poales; Poaceae
Product: rRNA 2'-O-methyltransferase fibrillarin-like
Exons: 1
Coding region: 1-423 (140 amino acids)
Source: RefSeq, a predicted model, not a curated record
AUGGGGCGAGCGAGCAGAGAAGUGAAGAGGGGAGAGUGUGUUUCCGUACCGGAGCGGAUGGGGCGGAGAGGGACACCGAGAGGCUGGAACCUCCCGGCCUCGAAGGCGGCGGAGGGGCGCGAAGACCGGGGCGGGGCGCGGUCGGGCGCCAGGGCGGGGCGCGAAGGCCGGGGCAGGGCGCGGCCGGGCAGGCCGGGGCGUCGCGCGGUCGGGUGCCGGGGCGGGGCGCGGUCGGGCGCCGGGGCAGGGGAGAGGGGCGGGGCGCGGCGCAGGGGAGCUGGGCGGCGGCGCUGCGAGCAGGGGAGAGGGCGGCGGCGCUCCGGGCAGGGGAGGUGGGCGGCGGCGGCGGCGCUGUGGGCAGGGGAGGGAGGCGCUACGGGUAGGAGAUGGGGCGGCGCUGUGGAGAGAGGAGGGAGGCGCUGA